Molecule: messenger RNA, 1416 nt
Organism: Rhipicephalus sanguineus (brown dog tick)
Lineage: Eukaryota; Metazoa; Arthropoda; Arachnida; Ixodida; Ixodidae
Product: G kinase-anchoring protein 1-like
Biological process (GO): signal transduction
Cellular component (GO): Golgi apparatus
Source: RefSeq, a predicted model, not a curated record
CUUGUCGCUCGCAUUUCCACGGCUUUUGCUGCCGUAUAUCGGGCCAGUUAGACGGCACGUGUGUGCACACCGACGACGAAAACAAAGUUGCGUUUUGUGGACGUGUGUGUCGGGCGGUGGACAAGCGAGGUUCUCUGCACUCUGUCCCGAAGAGUCUGCGGUCUUGUUGCGUUUAAUCGGCGCUACGCGACUGCCUAAUUCACGCGCGUCGUGCUGCAUUCUUGCGCCGUUGAGCCGUCCAUUCCUGCAGUUUGUCGCGAUCCAAGUCGGUACACCCAAGUGCAGCCCGAUUGUGGUGAGAUGGCCGCUAUCCUGCCAUCGCGUUUUGCCGUUCUGAAAGUUGAGGGCGAAGAUCCCGAAGACUCCAAGCCCGUAAAGAAACAGCAGCCCGCCAAGACUGGCUCGGCUGGAGAUCGCAACUCCGUGACGGCCAAGCCGAAACCCAAGAAGAAGAAGAAGCCAGCGGAAACCCAGGUCAAAGCAAGGCCUGCUGCUCCUCAGGCAGGCCAACCUGAAGACCAUGGUGAUGACUGGGAGUCUUGGAAAAGGAGAGAUGAUCAGUUCGUCUCUGACGUCUACGAGCAAGAUCUCCAGCAGGCACUGCUUCUCAGUCGGUUGGAUUACGAAGAGAAGAAAGAUUUCUAUGAAGCUCAGCAGAGGGAAGCCACCGUGGCAAACCUGGCUACUCCGGGCAGCCGCGGCAAUGCCACCAAGAACAAGAAGAAACGACCAAAAAAGGACAAAAAGACAACAAUGUCUCUGGAUGAGUUCAACCAGCUGGCCGGAGCUUCGUCACCUGCAGAGCUGGUGUACGAACCAGAGGUCCGAGAUGCUCCUGACACAAGAAACAAUGAGAAGAGACCAUUGUCACCACCAAAGGAGGCUAUCUUUGAGCAGGUUGUAAAGGAUGCCAAAAACAUUCUGUCACGAGAACAAAGGAUGGAAGAACUAAGGAGCAAACAGCCUUUCCUAGCAGAGCAGGCCAUAACAUUGCAGUUCCAGAUGAACUGGAGAGAAGGACCAACAGAUAGCUCACUUAAGAAGCAUAUUGAAGCUCUGACUGCUGAGCUGAAGGUGGUGAAGCUUCGCAACAAGCAGCUGUGCAACAUCUUGGCCCAAGGCGAAAUGCAAGACAAAGCAGAGAUACUGCGGGAUUUUGAAGAAGUGACCCAGGUCAAGGAUGAACUGACUCAGCAGGUUACAGAGCUGCAUGCCGCACUGGAACAAGAACGGUCAAAGGUGCGCUUGCUGCAGCAGGAUCUCAAGAAGGUGAGGCUCCAUUUUCUUGUCAUCAAUGCAAAGUUAAGAAAGCAACUCCUUCUUGGCAUCAGUGAAGCUCGUUGAUGGGCAGAUGUAUCACACGAGGGAAAAGUGGUAGUGGCCAGGUUCUGAAUUCGAGGAAGACUAGAUGCCUAG